CGUACAUAUAUACAUGUAAAAUUAAGAGUCCUAAAAGAAUUCUUCAGUAUGCUUUCAAAUUUAUACUCAAGAUUAUUGAACCUGACCUCUAAUAAUAAGUUUGCUAAAACUAUAAAGCUUCCAUUGAAUUCAUUGAACAACUUCCUAAUUGCAUUACAAGUAAUUUACUAAAAUUAGAAUCCAAGCUCUAAAAAAACAAUAUAUUUUAGAUUAAGCAACUGAGAACAAGAGAUUUGUAAUUCUAUGUUUGACAACUUUAACUGCAGCAGGUUUGACAGCUAAAUGUAACAAAUUUUAUUUAUGCAGUCAAUCCAUCAUUUAUUAAGAUUACAAGAAAUGCCUUUAUAAGUUAUUUAGGUGCAGGCCUUUUCAUUGUACCAGAAGUGUUUAACCCGUACUUAAUUUAUAGAAAAUGAAUAUUAUAAGUACACAAAAUAAAAUUAAUGAAUACAAGU
Messenger RNA from Paramecium sonneborni, 455 nucleotides. The record is from the annotation of a GenBank genome assembly. NCBI's taxonomy places the organism in Eukaryota, Ciliophora, Oligohymenophorea, Peniculida, Parameciidae.